AGAAUACAUAAAUUCAACCAAGGUGAUGGAAUCGGAUUCUUCAUCCGGUGGAUUUGUAAUCACGGUUAUCAUGUUUGCAUGAAGCAAGGCAGAAGUUAGGACUAUGAUGUACGAAAAUUUUCGCCAUACUCACGGGAGCGGAUCGGGAGCUGGUCCAGUUGAAGGUGCAAGACAGACUAAGCAAGCAGCGACUCCUGUUUCCAAGGAUCACUAUGAUCGCAAUGGAAAUCUUGACUCAGCUGCUCCAUCUAAAAGUGAACGCUUGAAUUCCCCAAACACAGCAAGGUGGGAACCUGAUGUGCGCAUGCUCCUUUCAACAUCUCAAUGGCUUAAGAUCCAUGGCCUCAAAAGACACAAACUUGACAUGGGACAAAUAUUGCCUUCCAUUGGAUUUAGGCAUUCAGAUGAUUAUGUAAGGCCUCUUAAGAAACCAGUUCGUGCAAGGUAUUGUAAGGGACUGUUUACCCAGGUUCCCUUCAGAGAUGGCUCAGUGUACAAUCUUGUUGCCAGUAAGGAGAAACUCCGCAGGAUAGAAAGUCAACUUAAGCAAGCCAUAUCACUUUACAAGCGACGACUUGAGUGGUUAACAACUGAAAGUCGCAGAGUGUUUGGAGUCAUAGAAGAACGUUGCAUAUGCAUUGUGCUGGAUGUAAAUACUACCAGUGAAUCUGAAUUCAGCACGUAUCUUCAUGGUCUGGUACAAGUGCUCAAGGAACAAGUAAUGUUUAUUGCAAAGUUUAACCUUAUCAGGUGUGCGAUGGACUCAGAUUGUUGGCAGGAGCAUGCUGUAAAUGUUACUCUUGACAGCAUGGAAGGAGCUCUGAAUUGGCUCUGGGACUUGAAGACGACAGUUCCACACUCAGCAACUUGUACAGUAGAAGGAAUUCUUAAAGGAUUGGCUGAUCAACAUAUUGAAGCUGUUUACCUUUUUACUGAGGGAAAUGCUUCAAAUGGAUCUCAGGAAAUGCUUAAGAGAAAGAUACAAGGAAGUCGUGUACCUAUUCACGUUGUGUCUUUUAAUUGCAAUGAUCCAGGAACUGUCACAUUUCUAAAGGACGUAUCCAGAAUAACUAAAGGAAGGUUCCAUGCUUAUUCAGUCAUAAAUGAGUAUGAAGAUAGCUUUGACAGCUUUACCAAGUCCAUUGAAGCUGAUAGCACUAAGCAACCUCAAGGGCGUGGCAGGGGUGAUGGCAUGCCCACCUUGAAGCUUGGUGUGGGAGUCAGAGAAGAUGUGAUAACUUUAUGGGAAGAGCUGGAUGAGGCGAGGAACGCAUUGGCGGAGAUUCAAGCUUUGCUGUGUGAGAUUAAAGAUGCAAAAGAAACACCAGUGUCUACGUCUCUUAGUACUUCCCCGGAGAAGACUCAAGAAAUAAUUACUGGCUCAGGUCACGCCAAAGCAAAGAGUGAAAUGUACAUGAGUUCUCGGGACUGGCUAAAGCGGCAUGGUUUGAAGUCCAAAAAACUGUUAUUCUAUGACUUGCUACAGAGCCUGGCUUUCAAACACUGUGAUGGAGUUGUGGACAUCCAGACAGCCCCUGUGUCUUUAGACAGCACUGAUGCGAUUGUUCGUCCUAAAUUAGUCAAUGCGCGUUACUGCGAUAAGUUUGCACAUGUACGUUGGAAGGAUGGGUCCAUAAUGCACGUGCACGUUAGCGGACCAAUACACAGAAAUUAUGAACAGAGGAUCUUGUCGGCUUUGGAUUCAUAUCGAAAGAGGAUGGAGUGGUUACAACAAGGAAGCAGAGAACUAUUUGGCACAAUUAUCGAAGAUCAGGUUGCUGUGCUGAUCGACACCUCUGCAUCCAUGGCCUCAAGAUUGUUUCUUGUGAAGGACAAACUUUACAGACUCAUGCAGGAACAGUUACGUCAUAAACUGAAGUUCAACCUAGUAAAAUAUGACACAAGGGUCCAAGCUUGGAGAGAUCGAUUGGUCGACUGUAACACUCAUAACCUGGACAACGCAUGGCAGUGGGUAAAAGGCCUCAGCACUGGUGGCUCCACAAACACGCUAGCAGCUCUUAAACUGGCCCUAGCGGAUCCACAAUGUCACGCAAUCUACCUACUCACCGACGGACGCCCAGACCAGCCCCCUUCUUCUAUCCUUGCCCAAGUACAGCUGCUGAACCCAGUCCCCAUUCACGCGAUCUCUUUCAACUGUGCGGAUACGGAAGCGAAUCAGUUUCUCUCUCAGCUAGCUGCAGAAACUGGAGGCAGGUUUCACUAUUUCUCUGAAGAUGGAUAUGACAUAGAUGGCCCAAGACCAUUUGAGAGCGAAGACUUAAGACUUCUCAGGGAAGAGAUCGAGAAAGGUUUGGGAGAUUUGCGCAAAGUCACUUUGAUCCGAAAUGAAUGUGCGCAACUUGACUGGUUUGGUUCUAACACCGGGCGCUGCUCAAAAAGCCAUCCAAGAUCCGUCAGUGCAUCCUCCCACAGGCCUAUCUCAGCCAGACACGCCAUGACACCCUCCCCACCCAGCUCGGAACGCUCUGUCAAGGCCAGAAUCCGGCCAGCGGCUGCCAGGCCUCGACCGGCUAGUGCUAUACCCCGCCCAGCCAGUGCACGGAUAGCGUAUAGCAGUCACAAAGACUACCUUGUCAACACUGCAUGCCGGAAUAUUCCGCGGUCUCCUUCCCAAUCCUCCGUCAGUCGUAAGGUGGGAGAGACGAAGACCAGUCAGCUGAGAAUGGGCCUGAGGAAGAAAACAGCGGAGUCCUGGAUGCUAAAGGAGUCAAGAAAGUACCUGGACAGAAAACCUGAAGAUUUUAAACAACCCAAACGGAAGAUCAAGAAGAAGAAAAGUGGCUCCAACUCGAACGGCCUUGAAAAGGACGAGGAAUUACCAAUUAAAAAAUGGCUUAAGAAACAUGGUUUAAAGGCCAGACGGCUGACUAUUUUGGACGCUCUCGCGCCCACGCUAAUUCCUCACAGUACCAAGUAUGUUCCGAUACUGGACAAACAUGUCCUCUCCAAAGUUUUUGACCAGGUUCUUCCAUUGGCCCACACCUCAGGCAGCAACCGUGAUGAAGUGCAGCUAGUCAACCCACAAGGCGUAAAUCUCAAAGCGUACGAGACUCGGUUAGAAAAAGCCAUCGAAGACUACACCAGGCGUCUCGAUGAGCUGGUGUUCGUUUUCCUCAGCGACGAAGAAAGAAUGAAGUAUCCCGAAGAUAGGAUUCCCUCAUUUCUAGACAACAAACUUUCCAUUUUGGUUGACCUGGAGAAGAAUGGCUGGCCGGUAGAUCCGGAAGAUAUCAGUUUACUGGAGAAAGAAAUCGAGCAAGCGCAAACAUUCCUCCAACAAUCCAAACACCUGCGGCAAAAAUCUGAACAGGCGUCCCGUGAAAUAGCAGAACAGCAAAAGAAAGCCCGCGAGGAGGCUGAGGACAAGAGAAUCGAGCAAAUCAUGUCAAAGCCUCCGAAAAUUUCUCCUCUUCCAACCCAGUCUUACUCCAACAAGAACCGCCUUCUUAACCACAAGGUUCUGGCGCGCAGCGAGGUGGAUGGAUUUUACUACGCAGGCGUGGUUGCCCGUUGUUUAAACCUACGUUAUGUCGAGGUUGACUUCCGGGACUUUGACCGGCAAGUGGUGUCGUCCAGAUAUGUGAUCACCAUACAAGGAGCUCGACCAUGUCCUUCCCUCAAGGUGGGUGAUUACGUGCUUGUCAAGACGCUUGUUCCACGCGAGGAAGAGGAUGACGAGAUUAAUGAUGGUGUGCAGUGCUAUGUGCCGGGAAUCGUUCAAGUUGUACCUCUCCGGAAAGCUCCAGCUACCAAGUGCUACACGAUACUGCGAUACAACGGGAAAAAGAUCACCUCUCUGAGGAAUGACCUGGUGAAGAUCUCUAAAGCGCGCUACACUUUCGCUUGUCGUUUCAUCCGGGAUGCUUUGCUGACUGCUUAUCGAUCAACGACCCCUUUUGGCAUGUAUCUGAGAGAGGGCGAAGACGAUGCUGCUGUAGAAGAAAAAGACAAAGAGGAUGGUGAGGAAUCACUUCGCAGUCAGGCAAGUAGCCGCAAAAGCAGUCGCUCUGGUAAGAGCAGCAGGGUCAGCAGUCGCGCCAGCAGUCCUAAGGAUGGCAGUAGAAGCCGCAGUCCUAGUAUCGGAGGAAGCGCCGGAGGCAGUCCCCCACCCUCCUCCAACGAGGCAACACCCCGCAGGUCGUUCGGGGACAGGAGACCUUUUGAGGAACUGAAACAAGAACUUGAAGAGGAACACAGGAGGCAGCUGGCGGAGGUGGAGAAGAAGAUAGAAACUUUGCAGAAGCAGCUAGAAAGGGAGAGAGAGCGGCACGAGGAGGCGGCAGAAGAGUUGAACAAGAAACGACGUGAGCUCGAUGACGAGCAACAAAAACUCCUACAGCAGCAGAUUGAUGAACAGAAUGAGAGACAAAAAGAGAUCCAAGAAGAACAAAAGCGACUUCAAAACCAACAGGAUGACCUUCUAAAGAAGCAGAAAGACCAACAAGAACAAUUACUCAUGCAGCAAUUCAACCAGACACAGCAACUUCAGCUACAACAACAGCAACUCCUACAACAACUAGCAAACAAUCUCCCAUCUGAGAAUCGCUCCGAGCGACCCCGGGUCAAACUUCCCGACAUAGCACCAGUCUCCCCUCCCAGAUCUCGCUCCAUUUCUCCGCCCAGUCCUUCAUCGGCUCACUCAUCCCCACGCUCCAGCCCUAGAGAAUCAACCAAAGGGUCGCACAAGGCUUCAUCCAAAGGCUCGCGCUCACGCAGUUCCGGUAAAAAGUCCACGAAGUCGUCUUCUCCACGUUCACCCGACGCCUCGCCUCGGCCUCAGUCCUCAAGAAGGUCUUCUAGUCACAGUCUGCCUCCAGGAACGGAAGACGACCGCAGUGAAGAUAAAGAAGAAAAUAAGGACGACGACAAGAAAUCAAAUAGCAGCGAGAAACGAAAAUCUUCUUCCUCUUCGUCAUCUUCGUCCUCUUCAUCUUCGUCUUCAUCCUCGUCACCAGCUGUAUCAGAUGAUGAACAAGAGGCCGAAGUAGCCCAUCCCCCUGCUGGUAGUGAAUCAGAGCCCCCCUCAGUCCAGUUUCACGUAUCCAAUGGCAACGAAGCAUGUCUGGUGACAAAAGGAUCUCACGGACUCUUGAUAUCUCGCCUUCCUCCAGACGAGGAUCCAGCGGUUGAAAGUGGACAUGUUCGAAGGCCCGUCCAGGUGGGAGAAGAAGUACUAGCACGCUGGUCUGAUGAAGGGUGGUACUACAGAGGCACCAUUCGCCAAGACUGUGGAGACGGUAGUUACUAUGUCGAAGACAGCGUGGGAGACUUGGAGCAGAUUUACCGUCCAGACAUUAUUACAGAAGCUGAUGACGCAGAUAAUGAAAUUGAUGUACAUGAUCCUGUAGUUGCCCUUCAUCCUUCGUUCCCUUAUAGUUACGCACCAGGCACUGUUCUGCAAAAGGACGCGCAUGGGUUAAGCGUGCGGCAUUAUGAUGGUAUAGAGAGCGUUGUCCCACGCGAGGAGACCUACCUUCUGACUGCAGAGAAGUUUGAGAGCGACUGUAGGUACAUCCUGCAGUGCGAAGAGAGUUUGGUCGGCCAGGCUGUGGUGGCAAGGAACGACCAAGAUGGAAUGUUUCACCUGGGGACUGUGCGUGAACGUGUCGGUAAUGGCCGCCAGUACAUCAUCGAGUGGGCAGAUCAAACUGUUCAGUUGCAGAGUUCUGGUUACAUUUUUGGAGCCCACACUAAACGCCGUCCGCUGACUAUAGGCGAUCGCGUACUCGCACUCUCAGAUCCAGCUCUGUUCGUCUACUUGCCUGGUUGGAUCGCUGGUGCAAAUGGUCGCCGGCUGGUUAUUAAGUUUUGCAAUGGAAAAAGUUCAAGUCACGUGGAUCCCCAGCAGUGCUUUUGGUUGUCAUGUGACUACUAUGAUCGCAUGGUGGAAAACUUUAAGAAAAAGAGCAAAGAAAGCGAGAGAUGACGAAAUCUUACCGUGUGACGUGUCAUUACGCAAGCUUUCAUUAGCUUGUUCUUCCCAGUGAACUGAUUCAAUAACUUUGGGCUAAGCUGUAAACGGUUAUUUUAUCAAUGCUGUUACUUGUACAGUUGGAUUUUUACUUUCAUUCGCACUCUUUGAAUUCGAAAACUUUGAUGUACAUAUGAAUAAAUCAGUCCAAUACAUUUGGUCUUUGUAA
This is a messenger RNA of Stylophora pistillata, 6161 nucleotides long. Its product is annotated as von Willebrand factor A domain-containing protein 3B. The record is from RefSeq and is a predicted model, not a curated record. NCBI's taxonomy places the organism in Eukaryota, Metazoa, Cnidaria, Anthozoa, Scleractinia, Pocilloporidae.